CAUAGUCAGUGCAGUGGACUAGUGGUGUGCCGUGUGGUGGGGACGCAGUUUGUUUGACGUUGGCUAGAUUUCCUCUUAGUCUCGUCCGUCUACUACUAGAAGAGUACUCCGGGAGUCCGUUGCAAGCCGGGAUGAAGACCGCCAUUGUCCUGUGCCUCUGCGUGGCAUUGGCAGCGCAAGCUGACCUCUCGCCCAAUGUUCAUUCGCUGGAUGCGUCACCGGAAUGCGCUGGCGAGGUGCGCCUCAGCUUUGAGCACGCCAAGUCCAAGCGAGGAGAUACGCAGCAUGCCGUCAAGCGUGAUGCUUCGUCACCAGUGAUUGGCGUAUCGUUUAAGCCCAAGGAUGCGGCCGAGGACGACCCCGAAAUGCACAAGGAGUUCUCUGGAUCCUCCAGCGGAUCUUCGUCUCUCUCCCUUCUCAUCAAGGGUCUUGCUCCAGGAAAGACCUACCAGUUCCGCCUCCGCCAUGGCCAGCGCUCUGACGAUGCCACCGAGUGGGGAGAGUUCAGCAGCAGUGUGGAGUCUUCCAGCGGCACAGUGAAUGCUGAGUCAGGCCCGGCUGGUGUUGGCGAGGCGUCGCGUAACUUCUGCCAGUCUCGUCGCCGUGCCACCAAGGUGCCGUCGCGUCCCAAGUCCUCGUCGCGCGUCCACCGCUCCACGUUUGCCAGCAGCAGUCGCCGCCGUCGUACCUACACGUACAUCUACUAUGAUUACGGCUAUUAUACCUACUACUACACAUACUACUACUACAGCGGCACAAGCCUCGGAGGUGCGAUUGCCGGAGGCGUCAUUGGAUUCAUCUUCAUCGUCUCUGCUAUUGUCGUCUGCUGCAAAUUCUACUUGUACGGCGGUUGUGGUCGUCAACCCUACCGUACAACCUACGGAGGUCGUGUGAUGACCAGCACCAUCGUCACCACCCCGCAGGUGGGUGCCGCUGGGACAGUGUAUGCAGGACAGCCGCAGCAAGUCGCAAUGACCGCGCAGCCAGUGCCAGGCGCCUAUACAGCGCAGCCCGUCGUUGGCCAGCCCGGCGCUCCACAGGCCACCAUGGAGAGCAAGCCGGCCUAUCCCCACGCACCGGCCGCCGCCACAGUGUAUCCCAACGCACCAGUGGCAGCGGCAAACCCUGCUUAUCCACACGCUCCACAAGCGCAAGGUGGAGCUCAACCGUGGGGUGGUGUGGCCGCACCACCGCAAGCCGCAGCACCGUACCCUACCAACGUCAACGCUCCACCGCCGUACAGCUCGGCUGCGCAGAUGUAGGCACUACGCUCAGCGGCCUGCAGCUGAGCCAGCGAGUCGUAAUAUACCGGCAUUUUACGACUCCCGGCUGCAAACACCUCCACACAGCACUGAGCACGUCUGUGCCAGGUCACAGUCAUGCAUUCGCAUGUGUGGGUGCUCACUUUUCCUUAUUUCCUUUUAGAGUAUUUAGUUUCUUUUUAGGCGGCGGCGUUCUCUGAUCGUGUCAAGGACACUUUUUUGGGACUUUCGUUUACUACAUGUCUCUCGUUGUCACCGUUGUCUUCUGCGUUGGAGAUCCUGUCACUUCUGGCCAAUGAUCCUACCAUAGUAUGCCUGUCUUAGAAGUAUACCUAGAUAGAAUUGCUUUCUAUUGUUGUUUCCAACCCCGAUAUCCCUUUAUGCGUCCGCAGCGAAAUACAUGCACAAAAUCGAUAUCCCUCUAUGCGUGUGCAGCGAAUUACAUGCACAAACUAGCUAUUCGGUUUUUGAAAUUGUGUUUUUCUUUCUUUUUUCUUUUGGUACAUGUAGUACUCUAUGUAGUGAUUGCCUGUUCUUUUCGCUUGCUCUCAUUACCGGUGGAAGUGAAGUGUUGUUAUAUUUGGCAAGGCUGCA
Messenger RNA from Sycon ciliatum, 1856 nucleotides. RefSeq lists its product as uncharacterized. NCBI's taxonomy places the organism in Eukaryota, Metazoa, Porifera, Calcarea, Leucosolenida, Sycettidae. The transcript is spliced from 11 exons. Bases 132 to 1262 code for a protein of 376 amino acids. The record is from RefSeq and is a predicted model, not a curated record.